Prorocentrum cordatum is the source of this 783-nucleotide messenger RNA. NCBI's taxonomy places the organism in Eukaryota, Dinophyceae, Prorocentrales, Prorocentraceae. The record is from the annotation of a GenBank genome assembly.
CGCCACAGGAGCCGGCCGCGGGGGAGAACCCGCAGGAGGCCGACGGAGGCGAGGCGCCUGCGGGCUCCCCCGCGGGGGCCGCGGGCGCCAGCGCCGCCGGCGCGCUGCUGCGGGCGGGGCGCGGGGGGCCGGGCGACCUGCGCAGGCUGCUGUCGCCGUUCGAGAUUUUCUUCUCCCAGUCCCACAUCCGGCCCGAGUUCCAGGAGACGGGCGGCCAGUCCACGAGGCCGUGGACGCGGUGGACCACCAGCUGCUGGGGCCCGUGGGGCCGCAGGACGCCCGCGGCCGCCCCAGGUCGUCGGAGUACCAGCGGGCCCAUCCAAUUGGUGGCUCCUGAAGCCGCCGUUCCCGGAGAUCGAGGUCAUCCAGUGGCGCUGCAAGCUGAGAGAGGAGGACGGCACUGUCAGCGUGGACGCCGCCGGGAACGAGCUGUACGGGGAGAGGGAGUGGUACACUCUGGACAACAGGCGGCUGUACUGCCUGCAGAAGGCGGCGACGGCGAGGCACCCUGCGCAGGUGCGCUGCCCCGUGGUCGUCAUCCAGCAGGAGGAGGGCAACUGCCGGGAGUUCCGGAAGUUCCGCACCCCUGACCGUGGCCGAACUGUUGGUGUUGGUCACAAGGAGACGCGCCCGAGAACCCGAGGUGGAACUGGAGACACGAGGUCGGCCUGCCCGACGAGGUGCUCUCCGCGGGCGUGGCGCUGGCCCCGAAGCGGGGGCCCAGCGCGGCCCAGCAGGGCAGGAGGCGGUGGCCGCACGGUGGCAAGUACCGCGGGCCCCUGA